Messenger RNA from Drosophila persimilis, 1799 nucleotides. Its product is annotated as zinc finger protein 239. Gene Ontology annotation, biological process: regulation of transcription by RNA polymerase II. Gene Ontology annotation, cellular component: nucleus. NCBI's taxonomy places the organism in Eukaryota, Metazoa, Arthropoda, Insecta, Diptera, Drosophilidae. Gene Ontology annotation, molecular function: RNA polymerase II cis-regulatory region sequence-specific DNA binding; DNA-binding transcription factor activity; zinc ion binding. The record is from RefSeq and is a predicted model, not a curated record. The transcript has 4 exons. Bases 46 to 1740 code for a protein of 564 amino acids.
UAACAAUUAAACAAAUCUUAUAUUUUCGAUGAUUGCGGAUGCAGAAUGACCAACCAUGGAGCUGGAGGGGCAGUGGCCAAGGCAAGUGCAUCCCCCUGGCACAAAUGGUGUCGCCUGUGCGCCAAGGACCAUCCGCAGAACGCAAACGUCUAUGCGCGUAACCAGCAGGAUCAGCAGUCCUCCUGGACGAGCAUGUUGGCUAUGGCCAUUGGCAAAUACUUCUGGGUGGAUAUCAAAGUGGAGGACGAGCUGAGCAACCACUUGUGUGUGGAAUGCUUUACGCUAAUGGAGUGCCUGAUUGAGUUCUCGGAGCGGGUGCGACGCGUCCAGAAUCUCUUCAAUAGAUUGCAGAGCCUAUCGACGGAUAGGUAUGUGGACUUUGAAGAGCUGCGCACGGAUUGCGGUCUACUGACCGACGAGUGGAAGCACGUUAUGUCGAGAACAGUCGCGCCGCCGCGGCGCUUGCCGGAGAAAGUAAUUGAACUGGAAGUAGAAGAGCAUUUCCGAGUGCAGGAGAUAAUGGAAGAGGAAGAACGAGAAAUUCAGGAGGAGCAGGAACAGGAGCAAGAACAGGAAGUGGAAGAGCAAGAAGACUUUAUUGAGGAAGAGGAACAUCCAGACUGUAUGGAGGAGGAUAUGGUAGAUGACUGCAUCGACGAGGCAUCCGACAUGAUAGAUGAGAGCGAAGGCGAGGAAUAUAAAUUGGAUGCAUACAAAGAGCCAUCAGAGGAGCCACCCGAUGAUGCGGAAAUAGUGAAAAUAGAGCGGGAAAUGGGCACAGAAUCGGAUGUAGAGGAUGACCCUAGGCCAGACCACUUGGAUGAGAAAGCUACCACACACUCAUACAAAUGCGACAUCUGCCGCAAAACCUACAAAAAGCCGAAUGCCUACAAGAAACACAUGCUGGACGUCCAUAAUGUCAUGCCCGACGACUUGCCCAAUCUCGAGUGCAAGCAAUGCGGGGCCAUCUUUCCGACUGUGGCUCAGCUUCAGACCCACGAGCGCACCCACUUGCCGGCCAAGGAGAAGGCGGACAAUUCCUGCCCCCACUGCUCGAAGCUCUUCACCACGUCAGCAACCCUCAAGCGCCACAUCGACGGCAUCCAUAAUGACAUCAAGCCCUUCAUCUGCGACAUCUGUGCCAGAGGCUUCAAUUUGCUCGCCGCUCUCAAUGACCACAAGCUGGUCCACACCGACGAGUGUCCCUUUGAAUGCCCCGUCUGUCAGCGACGCUUUAAGAACAAGGCCAGGCUCAGGGUGCAUGCCGACACGCACAGUGCCACCAUCUACGAGUGCAACAUCUGCGGGCUGAAGCUCAAGACGCGGCGAACCUUCAACAAGCACAAAGUAGUCCACUCCGACAAGAGGCAGCACAAAUGUGAGCAGUGCGGUGCCGAAUUCAAGCGUACCAAAACAUUGAAGUCCCAUCUCAUCCUGCACACCGGCAUACGGCCGUACAAGUGCAAUUUCUGCGACAAGGACUUCUCCAACGGCUCCAACUGUCGUUCGCAUAAGCGUAAGGCGCAUCCCAAAGAGCUGGAAGAGGAGGAGUCCAAGGGAGUGACACGUUCCACCAUUUUGCCCGUACUCGAAGAGCUGGCAAAGGCCUCGAAUCGCAUCAAGAGCCCUGCCAAACGCUUUAAAAGGAAGCCGAAAAGUAAUGGAAAAGCAAGUGAAUCUCCAGCAAAGGACACGGAAGGUGAGAGCGAGAUCCUCUACAAACUGGUAGGGGAUCUGUGAACCGCAUUCAAUAGGAAAGUAUUAGAAUAGACUUUACAAUAAACUUUAUUUAAAGACAA